CCAGUAGCGCCUUAUCUCCCUCCCUCUCUCUCUCUCUCUCUCUCUGUGUCAUGUCGUCGUCGUCGUCGGCAGCUCGCACCCUCCUCUCGCCGGCGGCGCCUCCUGUCCCGCGCCGCGGCGUGGUGCGUCCCGCGAGGUGCUCCGGGGGCGGCGGCGCGGCGGCGGUGGAGACGGCCGCGUCGGGGGCGAAGGUUUGUACGGUGAGCAACCGCGGGGACUCCCUGGCGAUAUGCCGGGUGCUCAACGGCAUGUGGCAGACCAGCGGCGGGUGGGGCCGCAUCGACCGCGACGCCGCGGUGGACGCCAUGCUCGCCUACGCUGACGCCGGCCUCUCCACCUUCGACAUGGCCGACCACUAUGGACCAGCAGAGGAUUUGUAUGGCCUUUUCAUCAAUAGAGUUCGGCGUGAGCGGCCACCUGAGUUGCUUGAAGAAAUCAAGGGGCUAACAAAGUGGGUACCACCUCCGGUUAAAAUGACCAGAAGUUAUGUUGAGGAUAAUAUUAACAGAUCUCGAAAGAGAAUGGAUGUUUCUGCCUUGGACAUGCUGCAGUUCCAUUGGUGGGAUUAUGCAAACCCUGGAUAUCUGGAUGCACUAAAACACAUCACAGACCUAAAGGAGGAAGGUAAGAUAAAGACAGUAGCUCUGACAAACUUCGAUACAGACAGGCUGCAGAUAAUUCUAGAAAAUGGUAUCCCAAUUGUCAGCAACCAGGUUCAACAUUCUAUUGUUGACAUGCGUCCGCAGCGAAGAAUGGCAGAACUUUGCCAGCUUACUGGAGUAAAACUUAUAACGUAUGGCACAGUUAUGGGUGGUCUGCUGUCUGAGAAGUUUCUUGACACCAAUGUAUCUAUACCUUUUGCUGGACCUCCUCUGAAUACCCCAUCUUUGCAGAAGUAUAAGCGGAUGGUGGAUGCCUGGGGUGGCUGGAGCCUGUUCCAGGCUUUGCUUCAGACGUUGAAGAAAGUAUCAUUGAAGCAUGGUGUUUCUAUAUCAACUGUUGCUGUGAGAUACAUACUGAACCAGACAUCUGUUGCGGGUUCAAUGGUGGGUGUGAGACUGGGACUCUCUGAACACAUAAAAGACACCAACGCCAUCUUCUCGCUUGAAUUAGAUGAAGAGGACAUGAACAGCAUCACUGAAGCAUCGAAUAAGGGAAGAAAUCUUAUGGAUAUAAUAGGCGAUUGUGGAGACGAAUACAGAGCAUAAUUGUGCAGAGAGAUAAAGAGAGAGAGAGGCAGAGGGGGUAGACCAAUGAGGCGUGUGCCUGCCAGUUUUCUGGAGUUCUGAAAUCUGAUCUGUUUUGUCAUGAACGUAGUGUGCAGCAGCUAUCUGAUCUUCCAGUAUACUACUACUCCAGAUCAGUGUGUAAACCAACCUCCCAAAAGAAAGUGGCAUUUUAUAAGAACUGUACAUACACAAGACAGAUUAUAAUUUGAUAUGCCCAUUAAUACGGAUUCGAUUUGCGCAGUUAGCCAA
Molecule: messenger RNA, 1478 nt
Organism: Oryza sativa Japonica Group (Japanese rice)
Lineage: Eukaryota; Viridiplantae; Streptophyta; Magnoliopsida; Poales; Poaceae
Source: RefSeq, a predicted model, not a curated record